Molecule: messenger RNA, 1020 nt
Organism: Parasteatoda tepidariorum (common house spider)
Lineage: Eukaryota; Metazoa; Arthropoda; Arachnida; Araneae; Theridiidae
Source: RefSeq, a predicted model, not a curated record
GUAGAGUUAUGAAAUAUGCUCUGGAAUCGAGAGAUUAGUUGUGAGGAACGGAGUUUAUACAUCAGGAGUUGUCUCUUGCAAGUGCUCUUACCAUUUGAGGUGAGUGCAGAGACGCAUUUGAGGUUUAGUGUCCAUUUCAGCUCAGUUAUGUCAACUCAAUUAAGAAUUGUUGCUGUCAUCUUUUGCUUAGUUUCUUUUUAUCUCGUUACAUCAGAAGCUGAAAAUGACGCCGGUAAUGACACGUGUGAGACAUGUACUCCUUGUCAAUCUUGUCCUGCUUGUUCAACUCAACAACAAGACCUUUUAAAUGGAUCACUUGAAGUAAAUUUUUGCGAAUCUCACUGCUACAGACAGAAAAGAAUACCUCCCCCAGAUGCAUCUUCUGCACAGUCUGAACAAUCUGAUUCUGAGACUUCCGAUUCUGAAAAAUCUGCUUCUGAGGUUUCCGAUUCUGAAGCUUCCGCUUCCGAAGCUUCCGCUUCUGAGGUUUCCGAUUCUGAAGCUUCUGCUUCUGAGGUAUCCGAUUCUGAAGCUUCUGCGUCUGAGGUAUCCGAUUCUGAAGCUUCCGCUUCUGAGGUUUCCGAUUCUGAAGCAUCCGCUUCUCACUCAAGGGAAUGUGAGACUUCUGGAGAUUGUACUCCCGAAAAGCCAGCUCCUGGUACCAUAUGUCCACCACCAAAGUUAGUCCAUUGCUCCCAUUGUUUCGACAAUUAUAAGUGCCCAAAGUGUAAGCCGUGCAUAUGCAAAACACAUCCAGAUCCGAACCAUUGCCCUAAAUGCCCUAAAAAGAAAUGCAAGCCAAAGGUAUACUCCGUUCUUUUUCGUAUUGGAUGGUUACAAGGAGUUCUUCAACCAAAUGUGAUAUUACACUUGAAACCACUUAACCAUAACCAUCAAAUUAAAAAGUCCAUACCUCUUUCAAAUGAUACUGUUGCUCGUCGAAUUGGUGAUACAGCUGAAAAUGUAGUGUCAGCUUUUCUCGAUGUUGCGUGNCGAUUAAUCGGUACUUCGAAAUCAUGA